CUCCUUCCUCGGGGCCUUCUAUAUGGGCCACCUCCUCUCGAAGGUGCCGCGUAACCGUCACAGCCAGAAGGGCCCCCGGUGCUGCUGCUGCUGGUGCCGCCGCCGCCGCCACCGCCACCUCCUUCGGCUACCUCGCUUGCCCCCGGCCAAGGCACCUCCCCUGCCCUCGCCUUCUCCCUCGCCGCCGCCCCGGAGCUGGGACUGUUUGCUCCGCGGGCCCUGCAUGCUCUGCUUCAUCGUGCACAGCCCCAGUACGCCCGCCCCAGCCACGGCCGCCAGCCUAGAGGAGUCGCCGCUGCGGGACCGGGACCGGGCCUACGCUGCCACCUCGCAGCACCUGGCGCACCGCAGGGCGGCCGAGGACUGCGCCACCGCCGCCCGCCACUUUCUGCUCUCGUCCGCCACGGCCGCCGGCUCGGCGUCGUCUGCCGCCUGCUGCAAGGAGCUUGGUCUGGCUGCCGCCGCAGCCGCUGCCGCCUGGGAGCAGCGGGAGCAGCAGCAGGGCAGGAGCCUCUUCUUCCCCGGCGUGGGGCCCAUCCGCUUCCUGGGGCCGCCGCCGCCUCCUUUCCAACUCUUCCGGGGGCAGCCGGCGGCCGAACCCCACACCCUGCCUGACAUGGUGUGUAAGCGGAAGGGGGCCGGGGUCCCCGCGUGCACCCCUUGCAAACAGCCCCGCUGUGGUGGCGGGGGGUGUGGGGGGGGAGGAGGCAAACCCGGAGGAGGAGGGGGCGGUGCGUCGCCGCCCCGUCCCCCGGAGGCCAGCGGCUGCCAGAGCCCCGAGCAGCCCCCGCCGCCGCAGCUCUGCCCUCUGUCCGCGGCCUCUGACUCCUCGGACUGUGCGGGCGCCGCUCUGCGGAGGGACCCCACGGGCGAGAGCCUCGGCGGCCCUGGGGCUGCCUCGGCAUCAGCUCCGCCACGGCCGGAGGGGGGCGACCCGGAGUCUCUGGACCCACCCGAGAACCCCAGCGACUGUUGCAGAGAGCCGCCCCCCGAAACCGCCGGCAUCAAUCAGCUGCCGCCCUCCAUCCUGCUCAAGAUAUUUUCCAAUUUGUCCCUGGAUGAACGUUGCCUUUCUGCAUCAUUAGUUUGCAAAUAUUGGCGUGACCUGUGUCUAGACUUCCAGUUUUGGAAGCAGUUGGACCUUAGUAAUCGUCAGCAGGUCACUGAUGAACUAUUGGAAAAAAUCGCAUCAAGGAGUCAAAAUAUAAUUGAAAUCAACAUUUCUGAUUGUCGAAGUAUGUCUGAUACUGGAGUAUGUGUUCUAGCGUUUAAGUGUCCUGGACUCCUUAGGUAUACAGCCUACAGGUGUAAACAACUUUCUGACACCUCUAUCAUUGCAGUUGCCUCUCAUUGCCCCUUACUUCAGAAAGUACAUGUAGGCAACCAGGACAAAUUAACCGAUGAAGGACUCAAGCAGCUGGGUUCAAAGUGCAAACAACUGAAAGAUAUUCAUUUCGGCCAGUGUUACAAGAUUUCAGAUGAAGGAAUGAUUGUUAUAGCUAAGGGCUGUCUGAAGUUGCAAAAAAUAUACAUGCAGGAAAACAAAUUAGUAAGUAUCCAAACUAUGUACUACUGCAGGGGCCUCCUCAUCGUUCUCCCUACCUCAAGCUUUUCCUGCUUGCCUGUCCUGCAUAUUGCUAGAGAAAUGAUUUUCCACAAGUGUAGUUCUGAUUAUGCCACUCCUUUAAGAAAUCUUUCCAGUUUGGAUUUACGUCACAUCACUGAACUGGAUAAUGAAACUGUGAUGGAAAUAGUCAAGAGAUGCAAAAAUCUUAGCUCCCUCAAUCUCUGCCUGAACUGGAUCAUUAAUGACAGAUGUGUAGAAGUCAUUGCAAAAGAAGGACAAAAUCUGAAAGAGCUAUAUUUGGUGUCUUGUAAAAUCACUGACUAUGCACUGAUAGCCAUUGGACGAUACAGCAUGACAAUAGAGACUGUAGAUGUUGGAUGGUGUAAAGAAAUCACAGAUCAGGGAGCAACCCUGAUUGCACAGAGCAGCAAGUCUCUCAGAUAUUUAGGGCUGAUGAGAUGUGAUAAGGUGAAUGAAGUAACUGUGGAACAGCUUGUGCACCAGUAUCCACACAUAACCUUCAGUACUGUCCUGCAAGACUGCAAGAGGACCCUAGAACGUGCUUAUCAGAUGGGCUGGACACCCAAUAUGUCUAAUGCCUCUUAA
This is a messenger RNA of Gracilinanus agilis (Agile Gracile Mouse Opossum), 2173 nucleotides long. RefSeq names its product F-box and leucine rich repeat protein 17 (gene FBXL17). Gene Ontology annotation, cellular component: SCF ubiquitin ligase complex. Lineage: Eukaryota; Metazoa; Chordata; Mammalia; Didelphimorphia; Didelphidae. Gene Ontology annotation, biological process: SCF-dependent proteasomal ubiquitin-dependent protein catabolic process. Gene Ontology annotation, molecular function: protein binding. The transcript is spliced from 9 exons. The record is from RefSeq and is a predicted model, not a curated record. The coding region runs from base 23 to 2173 and encodes 716 amino acids.